AUUCAAGGAUUUAACAUCCAGGAAGGACAUUUUGCCUAUGCAAAAGACUGUGCAUCCUUUUUCUCCCCAGCAAUACUGAUGGGGUUGGUGAUGUCUCUGAUUCUGCUGCUGGUGCUUGCCUAUGCUCUUCAUAUGCUGAUCCACCUGAAAUCUCUGGACAGGCACUACGAGUGCAAAGCUUCUCUUGCCUACUUUGCACAGAUGAAAGACAGCGACAUGGGAGAUGAGAAGGAGCCGCUGAGAAACAGUGGGAAUGAGUCCUAUGAACUUAGAAACCAACAAUUUGGUAAAAUCUAUAUCUAG
Messenger RNA from Acanthisitta chloris (rifleman), 303 nucleotides. Its product is annotated as V-type proton ATPase subunit S1-like protein. Gene Ontology annotation, cellular component: proton-transporting V-type ATPase complex. The annotation marks the transcript as partial. The transcript has a single exon. NCBI's taxonomy places the organism in Eukaryota, Metazoa, Chordata, Aves, Passeriformes, Acanthisittidae. The record is from RefSeq and is a predicted model, not a curated record.